Molecule: messenger RNA, 723 nt
Organism: Raphanus sativus (radish)
Lineage: Eukaryota; Viridiplantae; Streptophyta; Magnoliopsida; Brassicales; Brassicaceae
Product: V-type proton ATPase subunit G1
Exons: 4
Coding region: 124-456 (110 amino acids)
Biological process (GO): proton transmembrane transport
Cellular component (GO): vacuolar proton-transporting V-type ATPase complex
Molecular function (GO): proton-transporting ATPase activity, rotational mechanism
Source: RefSeq, a predicted model, not a curated record
CGUGGGCCCACUACUUUGAUUCUUAUUUUGGAUCAGAUCGGAUUGAUUGAUUAGUUGAUUUUGAUUAUCUCUCUCUCUCUCCUCUGUAGGAACAAGCCAAAAGCAAAGGAUAAAAAAAGAGAGAUGGAGUCUAGCAGAGGUCAAGGUGGGAUCCAGCAGUUGCUUGCUGCUGAACAAGAAGCUCAACACAUCGUCAAUGCUGCAAGGACCGCAAAGAUGGGAAGGCUGAAGCAAGCAAAGGAAGAGGCUGAGAAGGAGAUAGCUGAAUACAAAGCGAAAACAGAGCAAGACUUCCAGAGGAAACUUGAGGAGACAAGUGGAGACUCGGGUGCGAAUGUGAAGAGGCUGGAGCAAGAGACUGAUGAGAAGAUCGAGCAGCUCAAAAGCGAAGCAUCCAGGAUUUCCAACGAUGUUGUGGAGAUGCUCCUCAAACAUGUCACCACUGUCAAGAACUGAGAGAGAGAUUCCUGUAAUAAUAAUAAAAAAAAAUGUCAUUUAUGAGUGUUUAUGCUCCUCCUAUGUUUCUCCUUCUUUUUCAUUCACGCGUGUGGUGUUACUGGAUGGGGAUCUCAGUGGACUCAAUGUGUUGUUUUUGUAAUUUAUUCUCUACCAUCUUCUUCUGGUUGUUGUUGUGGUUGUAUUCAUCAUUUCCCUUUUGAGGGAGGAUUGUAAUAAAAAAACAAUUGAAAUCUAAGAUUUACAUAAUAAAUACCAUUAUUAUUA